CCCCCCCGGUUAUUAUUCAACCGAGUACAUUCUUUCCCGACUCAGUCAGUCAGUCACUCUUUGCUCCUCCGAGAAAGAAAAAGAAAAAGAAAAAGAAAAGAAAGAGAUUGUCUGUUCAGUCUUUCGACGUCAUUCAAAAUGCGUGUUUCCUCCGCUGCUGUCGUUGCCUCCCUGGCUGCCGGUGCCAUUGCUACCGAGUACAAGACCGUCACCGUCACGGAAUACACCACUUUCUGUCCCAAGGCCACCACGCUCGCUGUCGGCAGCGGAAGUGGCAGCGAGUCCAGCCCUGCCGCUGCUCAGCCCACCACCGUCACCAUCUCCGGCACCGCUUACACCUACUCCACUCCCCUGGUCACCUCUACCCUGACCCACUGUGACAAGUGCUCCGCCACUGCCGCCACUGCCGCUGCUGCCACCUCCACCGCCUCCGAGCCCAACGGUGUCGCUGCCAUCGGUACCGGUCCCUCCCCCACCGAGUCUGCCUCCUCCGGCUCUGGCUCCGGUGCCUCCUCCCCUAGCGGUGCCGCCGCCGGCUCCGGUGCUUCCCCCAGUGAAGCCUCCUCCGGCUCGGGCUCCGGUGCUGCUUCCCCCAGCGGUGCUGCCGCCGGCUCCGGUGCCUCCCCCAGCGGCGCUGCGGCCAUCGGCACUGGCGCCUCUCCCAGUGAGGGCUCCGGCUCCGGUUCCGGUACUGCUUCUCCCAGCGGCGCUGCCGCCGGUUCUGGCUCCUCCCCCAGCGGUGCCGCCGCUGUCGGCUCUGGAGCUUCCCCCAGCGAAACUUCCGGCUCUGGCGCUGGUGCCGCUGGCGCUUCCGCCGCUGCUUCCGCCGGACCCAGCGGAGCUGGUGCCAUUGGCACUGGUCCCUCCCCCAGCGGUUCCAAGGGCUCUGGCGAGGGUGCUGGUGCCGGUGCCAUCGGUGCCACCACCCCGGUCGUCUCCUCCUCCGCGACCCCCACUCCCUUCCACCCCUCUUCUCGUCCCCUGAUCUCCUCCUCCGCCCUGGCUAGCAAGCCCGCCUCCUCCAAGCCCGCUGCUGCCUCCAGCGCCGCCGCCGCUCCUUCCGGCGCUGCCGCCGCUGGCUCGUCUGCCAGCUCCUCCGGCUCUUCCAGCACCAACCCCGAGGGUGUCUCCCCUGUCCAGUCGGGCUCCGCCACCACCCCCUCUGCUCCCGUCUACACCGGUGCUGCUUCUCGCGCCGCUGUUGGCGCCGGUGCCGGGUUGGCUUCCGUCUUCGCUCUCGUCGCUUACCUCUUGUAAGUGACUUGAGUUCGAGCGAGCUUCGAGUCCAGGAUGCCCUUUUGACAAUGAGAAUUGGGUUUUGGGUUUAACAAUUUACCACCCGAGUACCUACCUCAACCUAUACUAGGUUGAUUUAGUUUCUUUUUUGGAUUUGGAUGUACCACGCGCAUGAAUGCUGCUGGUGGGACCGUGGUGGUAGUUGACGAUUUAAUUGGUGUUUCCUUUGUUGGUGUCGAGAUUUCACGACUGACAAAUAACCGUGCUUUAUACCUUUUUAUCUACUUCCUACCUUCUUGAUGCCUAUGUUUGUUCUUCGCUUUUUUUUUUUCUUGAAUCUUUUCCUUUUCUACUCUU
This is a messenger RNA of Aspergillus heteromorphus CBS 117.55, 1593 nucleotides long. Its product is annotated as putative GPI anchored protein. The record is from RefSeq and is a predicted model, not a curated record. The transcript is spliced from 3 exons. The coding region runs from base 139 to 1257 and encodes 372 amino acids. Lineage: Eukaryota; Fungi; Ascomycota; Eurotiomycetes; Eurotiales; Aspergillaceae.